AUGUACAUCCACUUCCUGCUGAUUCAAGAUCAACAUGAGGAAACCAGAAGUAUGAAGAGAGAGGAUCCAGGAGAAACUCAUGCAGUCCAACAGAGAAGUGAUUGUGAAACUUGCUGAAGUGGCUUUCAAACAGCUGAUGAAGGGCAAUGUGAUGUUCUAUGAGGAGGACCUGACUGAGAGCGGCAUAGACGUCACUGACGCCUCAGUGUAUUCUGGGAUUUGCACUGAGAUCUUUAAGGAUGAAUCUGUGAUUCAUCAGAGGAAAGUCUACAGCUUCAUUCAUCUGAGCAUUCAGGAGUUUCUCGCUGCUUUCUAUCUGUUUUACUGCCAUGUAAUAAAAAAUGUUGAUACCCUUAAGUUUUUUGAUUUAAUUUAUAGCAUUAUAAAAAAUACAGUUGAUAAAGCUGUUGAGAGUGAGAAUGGACACCUGGAUCUGUUCCUGCGGUUCCUGCUGGGUGUCUCACUGGAGUCCAAUCAGAGACUCUUACAGGAUCUACUGACACACACAGAGAACAGCUCAGAAAGCAUCAGGAGAGCCACACAGUACAUUAAAGAGAAGAUCAAAGAUGAUCGUUAUCGUCUCUCAGCUGGUCAGUCCAUCAGUCUGUUCCUCUGUCUGCUGGAAGUGAAAGAUCAGACUCUGUUCAGAGAGAUUCGGAGUUUGUGGAAAUCAGACAAACAAUCAGAGAAGAAACUCUCUCCUGGUCACUGCUCAACAAUCUCCUACAUGCUUCAGAUGUCAGAGGAGCCGCUGGAUGAACUGGACCUCAUGAAAUACAAUACAUCAGAUGAGGGGAGAAGAAGACUGAUACCAGCUGUGAUCAACUGCAGAAAAGCCAUUCUUUCUGGCUGUAAUCUCACUGCUCAGUGUUGUGAGAGUUUGUCAUCAGCUCUUCAAUCCUCAAACUGUGUCCUGAGAGAGGUGGAUCUGAGUAAUAAUGACCUGCAGGACUUAGGAGUGAAGCUACUCUCUGAUGGACUGAAGAGUCCUAACUGUCAGCUGGAGAUACUGAGGUUGUCAGGCUGUAUGGUGACAGAGGAAGGCUGUGGUUAUUUGUCUUCAGCUCUGAGUUCAAACCCCUCACACCUGAGAGAGCUGGAUCUAAGCUACAAUCACCCAGGACAAUCAGGAGUCCAGCUGCUCAACCACAAACUGCAGGAUCCAAACUAUAAACUGCAGAUACUCAAGUUGGGUCAUGGAGGAGAAAGGAGAAUCAAACAAGGACUGAAAAAAUAUUACUGUUAUCUCACACUGGAUGAAAAUACAGCAGACUCUCGUCUCGCUCUGUCCGAGGGGAAUCAAAAAGUGAUUCGAGUGAAAGAGCGUCAGUCAUAUCCUGAUCAUCCAGAGAGAUUUGAUUACUAUGGUAACGUUUUAUGUAAAGAGAGUCUGACUGAACGCUGUUACUGGGAAGCAGAAUGGAGUGGAGUGGCUGACAUAGCAGUGGUAUAUAAAGGAAUAAAGCGAAAAGGAAACAGUAAUGAGUGUUUUCUUGGAUACAAUGAAAAAUCAUGGACUGUUUACUGCACAAGUAGCAAUUUCUCUGCAUUACACAAUAAAAAAAGCACUGACAUACCAGCCCCUGCAUCCUCUAACAGAGUAGGAGUGUAUCUGGACGUGUCGGCCGGCACUCUGUCCUUCUACAGUGUCUCUGAUACAAAAAGCACUGACAUACACUUACACACAUUCAACACCACAUUCACUGAACCCCUCUAUGCUGGAUUUGGCUUAUAUCCAGGCUCCUCUGUGUUUUUGCAUUAGAGAUAGAAAUUGAACUGAUUCAGAAGUAGUUACAAGGACAAGUUAGGCCCAGUUGUGACUUCAGACUUGUAACCCGAAGGUCGCGGUUUCAAGUCUCUAUACCGGCAGGAAUUGUAGGUGGGGAGAGUUAACGUACAGUGCUCUCUUCCAUAUUCAACACCCACGACUGAGAUGCCCUUGACCAAAUUUGCUCUGUAAAAAUGGCUUCCCACUGCUCUGGGUGUGUCUUCCCGGGGUGUGUGUGUGUGUGUAUGUGUAUGUGUUUUCACUAUUCAUUGCUGUGUGUGUGCACUUGGAAGGGUCAAAUGCAGAGCACAAAUUACAAAUACCAUACUUGUCUACACGUCACAUCACUUUCAUUUUCAAGUUUCAAAGGUAGUUAACAGCAUAAUACUAAAAGAUUGCAUUGUGACUACGCCUCUGUAACCAAACUUUAUACAAUUAGAACCAAUGGAUUUAGUUCCUAAGGAAAUUUCUGUAUUGUAUUGUACUGUCAUCCUGUACUAUAUCUAUUGUUUUUAUCUUUUUUGUAUUUAAGUAUAAAACUCUGUCCCACAGACAACAAGAUUCUUUGAAGGCCAACGUGCUAACAUCACUGCUGAAGAACUGUGAUACACUACUACCUUCAAUAAAUUAUACUCCUUGCAAGAA
Messenger RNA from Cyprinus carpio (common carp), 2413 nucleotides. RefSeq names its product NLR family CARD domain-containing protein 3-like. The record is from RefSeq and is a predicted model, not a curated record. Gene Ontology annotation, molecular function: protein binding. Lineage: Eukaryota; Metazoa; Chordata; Actinopteri; Cypriniformes; Cyprinidae.